Messenger RNA from Jaminaea rosea, 3438 nucleotides. RefSeq lists its product as hypothetical. Lineage: Eukaryota; Fungi; Basidiomycota; Exobasidiomycetes; Microstromatales. The transcript has a single exon. The coding region runs from base 308 to 3385 and encodes 1025 amino acids. The record is from RefSeq and is a predicted model, not a curated record.
AGUGACACCACGAGGUCCGAGCGCUCUUAGCGUACCGAGGAUCUUUGCUUCAUCUCCCUCGCGGUACGCCCACGCGCUCAAGCCCCCUGUUCCCAUGGCUCAUCUCCUAGUACGCGAGCCUGAACAUCUUCUGAGAGCUCAUUCCAACAGGGCCCAACCGGCGUGAUGAGGCCCCCGACAUUGCGGCAAUCAUACAAGAGUGCGGUCGAGAUGGCGGCGAGAGACGUGUUAUCAGCUAAUCUCCUCCCUCUAUCACCUGCUCGUCAUCUGAUCUUCUCUUUGCCCCCCUCACCUCAUCUCCCCCAGCAUGGUCUCGUUGGCAGGCCCCGUCGUGCCCAACCGCCUCCGCCUCGCAGCGCAGGGCACGCCGGUGCUCUCAACGAUCGAGUCCAUUGGCUCCCCCUCUGAACCCAGCGACACGGAAAGCUCAGCGGCGGCUACGCCAACGGAAGCCACGACGCCUCGCCCCUACUCCGCCGAAUGGGAGCCCACUUAUCUGAAAGGCGAUGCUACGGUCAAACAACCCUCGAGCCCCACGCUGCUCGCCUCCAGCGCCCAUCCAAAUCUCAGCCGCCGCACCUCCCUCGCCGCAGGAUGGAGCCUUAGCGUGCGACGCCCAAAGACUGUCGCGGGCAGCUUCGACUCUGACGCCGCAACAUCGCGUGGCCACGGACAAGGAGCAACCGAUGGUACUUACGAGGAUAGCGAGGACGAGGACGACCUGUGGGGCACGCCAGUAGACGCCGAUGCAAUCGCCAUGGGUCUCGUCGAGCCGCCCAGCGCUGCUCAGCAGCAGACGCCGAACCAUCGUCGCUCCACCUCCGCCAAUGUUUCCUCGGAUCGCGCCUCGAUCAAGUCCAAGUCCUCGGUGAAGACGUCAUCCCCACUUCGCACACAUAUGACGCUUCCGCCCUCCAGCUCGGUCGACUCCGUCGCCUCUUUGUCCAAGUCGAAGCCGAAUCAGCAGCACCAGCACCAGCGUCACGAGCUGUUGGACAAAGCCGGUCUUUCACUGGAGUGCAGUGCCGACCCUCUUCGCGAAGUACGGGACCGCAAUCUGGGCGAUCUGAAGCUCCUCCUCGCCAAGUCAAUCCAGCGAAAGUGUGAUCGCUGUCCACCGGCCGGUGCCAACGUGACGCCCGGCUUCGGCCUGUGGGUCUGGACCUGGACGUCAGAGCUACUCUGCUCUACCUGCCUGGCAGAUGUCGUACGCAAGGUGCCGGAGGAGCUGCAGGUUACCCUCGUUGAGCGAUCAGCAAGAUGUCACGGAGUAAAGGAGGCAGGUGAAUUCAGGGCAAAGCAGGUCGACUUUGACAUGCUCGCAAGGAUAGCGAAUGCUCUGCCAAAGGAAGCACUCAAGGAUCUGGACGCUGUCAAUCAGGAGAAGAAGCCAAAGAAGAGCCCAACCUCUCGGCAGGGAGACAACGAUGUAGCAUCAGGCUCGGCUUUUGGCAUUGACUUCGAUGAGUCUUCGGCCCGCCCCUCAACGCCCUCCUUUGCGGCAAGGCAGCGCCUCUUCAAGAGCAAGGCAUUGCGCAAAGCCAUGCACCGUCUGGCGAAGAAGAGCAUGCCACUUCUUGCGCGCUCUGCUGCCUCGGCCGCAGCACUGCCGCCGCAGAAGACCCCACCCAAGCUAGCACCGCCCCCUUUGCCUCUCACGGCUAAUGAAGAGAAGGGUCAGGAACCGCCCAGGAAGAGUGCUCCACCGCAGCUCGUGGACGAGCUAGACAAGACUGCGUUGACAAGCCCAGAGAUGGGCGAGAGCUUCAGUGCCGAUUCGGCUCCUGCUGCUCCUGAUGGGCGUAAUGGUAGCGCCUCUGCCUCGCCAUCCCCUCCAUCCUCUGCAAAGCAACCUCACUCGCCUAGUCCGACCACAGCGACUUUCACGACAGAAGAAGCCCAAGCCAUCUUCCGCCACGCCUCCUCCGUCUUCGUGGGCAUCAUCGCCCUCGAGGAGACGCAGCAGUGGCGUCCCGACCCUGACUCCCAAGACGGAGUAGGAUCGCGAGGCACCCUCAUCCCCACCCUGCACGCGGUGCUGGAUCCUCUGCUCAUAUGCACGUACUGUCUCGCCACGCGUGACCACGACAAGGGUCGCGUCAUAGUCGCAUCUGAUACGGGGAAGCACUUUGCUCUUUUCCAUGGUGGGGCGAGACCGGGAAAGGGAUUGGUGGACUAUGUCCUUCACGAGGGAAUAGCGGCGCGACCGCGCUUUCCCGGUGAGGAGCCAGUCAGGGAAGAGAACAAGGCGGACGGUGAGAAGUCCUCGGACAGUCAAGUGUCGGGACGGCGUCGCAUCAAGGCUUGGGAAGAGGACGACGACCUGCAGGGUGCUUCCUCUUCUGAAGAGGCGGAUGAGGCAACAAGCAUCGCGAGCGACCCGACGCAGGACGGUGGAGGGGGUGGGGCUGAAGCUCUACUUCGUCCUACGGCAAUGCAACGACAGCAUAGUCUGCGCAAGGCAUCUUCUCAGCCGGCGUUGCGGUCAUUGGCACUUCAGCAGCGAGAUGAAGCUGAGGAAGAUGGAGAAGACGACGACGCCAUGACGGAGUACGGCUCAGUAUCAGGAGAGGCAGCACCACUGGCUCGCCCAAGCGUACGACGAGCACCAAACUCCAUCACGGGCGAUCUCACUUACACCGUCAACACCACGUCGGGCAGCGCUGACGGUGCGAACAGCAGCAAUCCCAUCACGUACGGCACGACCAAUUCAGCUGACGGAUCAGUCAUCUUCACGGGGACGCAACUACGUCGCGCCCUUGACCGUAGCAGUACGAGCAGCUGGAGCUUCCAUGACUCGAGCCAAGGUGUCGGAAGCUCUCUCAGCGGUGGUACGAAUGGGAGCGGUGAGGUUGCUACAGGGCUGCCCUCCUCUGACUCGUCUGGAAGCAUGUGGUCCAGAGGGUCGGCUGUAAGCGGUGGUGGGGACGCGACGCUUGAACAUAAUCAGGCUGAGGCUGAGGGUUCGGUAGAGCCUGCAGAGGAGGCUGGCGAGUCGUUCAUCUCUGCUGAUACGUCGGAGAGUGAGGGCGAGAGUGAGGGGGAUGGCGAGGUGAUCGGCGCUCCAGACUCAGAUGAAGACCCUGUUGAGGAGCGAGCCAAUGUCGCUGCCGAGCAAGGUGAUGAGGAUGAAGAUCCGGUUCAGGAGGAUGCCGCUUUCGAGUCAGCAUCGCCCACACUCGGUCCGCAGCAGGAAGACAGCGCCCCCGCCACGCCUCGCAACCCCUCUCCUGCCCGCCUCGCCUUCGACCUUGAUGCCAACACCGCGCCGCCUCUGUCAAGCAGCCCGCUGGUGGCCGAUGGGGCCGUGAGCUUUUUCCCUCCUCCCGUGAGACCACCGCGAUCUCCAAGGCGAGGGGAGGGGCAAUCGCUGCCUCUACUGUAAGCGUUCUGGCGCGCGAGGUUGACCUUUGCAAUCAUCAUGCAUUUUGUAUGCCU